Messenger RNA from Rotaria sp. Silwood2, 1776 nucleotides. The record is from the annotation of a GenBank genome assembly. NCBI's taxonomy places the organism in Eukaryota, Metazoa, Rotifera, Eurotatoria, Philodinida, Philodinidae.
AUGAAUUUCACAUCAUUACCAAAUGCAAUAAUAUUGAAUUUAUUUGAAUAUUUUUCACUUAUUGAACUUUUCCAGUAUUUCUCUGGUCUCAACUCACGUUUGAAUAAAUUACUUUAUCAAGAAUUUCAAAAAUUUCAUCUUGAUUUGAGAUCAUUAUCAAAAAGAAAAGUGAAUGAAAUAUAUGAAAAUUAUAUUCCAUCAAUUAUCAAUCAAAUUAUUUCAAUUCAUCUUUCAAAUGAUUAUGAAACUCCACAGCAAAUUCAAUCCUUUAUGUCUAGUGAUGAUUAUAAACUUCGUCAAUUUCUUCAUUUACAAUCAAUAUCAAUAUCAAAUCUUCAAUGCAAACAAACACUGGAUAAAAUCAUAACGGAGUGUUCUAAUCUCCCUUAUCUGAUACAUUUGACUUUAACCGCAUGUACCAUUGAAAUGAGUGAAAGUGAUAAACAACAUUUCUUUAAUCAAAUAUGGAGUUUAUCAAAACUAAAAUAUUGUCAUACGAAUAUCGAUUCUCAUACAAAAAGUUAUUCUUCAAGUUCACCAGUUAUUUCUAAAUCAUUAAAAUAUUUAAUUAUUUCAAAUAAUAUUUUUUCUUUAUCAAGAUUUGCUGAUUUAUAUCGACACACACCUAAUCUUCGACAUCUUUCUACCUGGUUUGUAGUUGAAUACAAUGAAUUACAAAUAUUAAAUCCGAUGUAUUCAAUUACCCGAUUAAAUAUCACAUUCCAUGGUCUAGGGAAUAUGUUAGAACAUCUUUUACAGAAUCUUCCGAAUUUAUAUCAAUUAAAAUGCGAUUUAAAUGUUUAUAUAAAUGGAAAUGAAUGGGAAGAUAUUAUUAAAAAAUCUUUACCAAAAUUAAAAAUGUUUCAAGUGAAAAUGAGAUAUACACCACCGAAUAAUGAAAAUAAAGAAAAUCAAUUAAAUGAAAUCGUUGAUUCAUAUCGAACAAAUUUUUGGAUCAAUGAACAUCAAUGGUUCAUUCGAUGUCAUUGGUAUACAAUCGAUCAAAAGGAACAAUUUAAUUUUAUUGAUGUAUUUACUGUCCCAUAUGCAUUUGAUAGUUUUUGGGAAGAUAAUAUUUGUCUUUUAGCAAAAUCGACGGCUUUAUAUGAUAAGAAUUAUUUACAAUGUCCUUGUGUAAAGACAUUAAAUUAUGGAUCUUCAUCUUUUACAGAUCCGAUUCGAUCUCGUCUUCGUUUUAAUAAUCUUCAACAUCUUUCAGUUUCAUUGCCGUUUAAUGAACGAUUUUUCUUUAUUGUUUCAAAAUUUGAUCGACUUAGAUCCAUUUUUGUGUACAUCGAAGAGAACAAAAAUUUGAAUAAUAUUCAAUUUCAACUACAACUUAUACUUGACCAAGCACCUUGCCUCUAUUCACUCGAAUUUAGUACAUGGGCACGAUCUGAUUCUGAAGCACCACUUACAGGAUUACGCAGUGAUUCAGUUCGUCGACUGGAUUUCAUACGAUUCUAUUUUAAUGGUCAAAUUUAUCAUUUUGAUGAAAAGGAAUGUAUUCAAUUGAGUCGUUCACCCUUAGGUAUUCAAUGCGAAGUUUUGCUUAUUACGGUUAAAAAUCGAAAAAACAUUCUUCGUCUUAUUAAUAAUAUGAAAAAUCUUCGAUCAUUAUAUGUUCAUUCUAUAGAUCAUUAUUGGCCGGAAAAUGGUUCAGUAUCAUCUGCAAUGGAUGGGCUUGUUCAAUGGUUGUAUGAACAAUUACCAUCAACAUCCACAGUGACUAAAUCUCAAACUGAUAGUUUUGGAAUUCAUAUAUGGAUUCGCUGA